GGAGGGGACGGAGCCGCUGCCGUGUCCGUCUGUCCCUCUGUCUGUCCGUCGUCCCUCAGGGAAUGGCCCCGGGAGCCGGGGUUCCCCCGCCCUGGCUGCAGGCCGCGUCCUGAGGGCCCUGUGAGGCGCUGCGGGUGCGCGCCCAGUGCGGCCGAGCCCGAGCAGUGCGGCCUCCCCAGGGAACCUCCCGAGGUUUAACGGGGCCGAGAGGAAGGGUCGGGACCACCGCUCGUACCAACACGGACUGUGAGGGAUGGACGGAGGGAGAGCAGCCCUGCCGAGAAGGACUUGGUCUGCUGGUGGUGACAGGAUGGGCAUGACCCAGCAAUGGGCACUCACAGCCCAGGGAGCCAAACCCGUCCUGGGCUGCCUCCAGAGCAGCGUGGGCAGCAGGGACAGCGAGGGGAUUCUGCUCCUCUGCUCCUCUGCUCUGCUCUGGUGAGACCCCACCUGCAGGGCUGCAUCCAGGUCUCGGGUUCUCAGCACAGGAGAGACGUGGAGCAGACCCAGAGGAGGCCGCGAAGGUGGUCACAGGGCUGGAGCACCUCUCCUCUGUACUCUCUCCUCGGUCUGAGAGUGGGGAUUGUUUAGCCUGGAGAAGAGAAGGCUCUAGGAAGAUUUUACAGCAGCCUUCCAGUGCUUGAAGGGGGCUACAGCAAAGCUCAAGAGGAACUUUUCACAAGGGCACACAGGAAUAGAGAAACAGUAGAGAAUGUCUUUUCGUGGGAGAGGAGGUGGAGGAGGAAGAGGAGGUGGCUUCAGCCGUGGAGGAGGUGGCGGUGACAGAGGUGGCUUUAACCGUGGUGGGCGAGGUGGCUUUGGACGGGGAGGUGGAAGAGGAGGCUUCAACAGAGGAGGAUAUGACCAGGGCCCUCCAGAAAGGGUAGUUUUGUUGGGAGAGUUCAUGCAUCCCUGUGAAGAUGACAUAGUUUGUAAAUGUAAAACAGAAGAAAACAAGGUGCCUUAUUUCAAUGCCCCAGUGUACCUGGAUAAUAAGGAGCAGAUUGGCAAAGUGGAUGAAAUAUUUGGACAGCUGAGAGACUUUUAUUUUUCAGUGAAACUGUCUGAGAACAUGAAAGCCUCUUCAUUUAAAAAAAUGCAAAAGUUUUAUAUUGAUCCAGCAAAGCUGCUACCUCUUCAGAGAUUUUUGCCAAGACCCCCUGGAGAAAAAGGUGCUCCCAGAGGAGGUGGUAGAGGAGGACGUGGUGGACGUGGGGGAGGAAGAGGCGGUGGUAGAGGAGGAUUCGGAGGAGGCAGAGGUGGAGGAAGAGGAGGAGGAUUCAGAGGAGGUAGAGGUGGAGGAGGAGGAGGAUUCAGAGGAGGAAGAGGUGGUGGAGGAGGCUUUCGGGGAAGAGGACAUUAAAAAUGGAACCAUGAGUAUCUCCUUAUUGUCUCGUCAUGUCAUCUGCAGAAGCAAAGAACCAAGAAGCAAAGAACAAAAUUUUUUGUAAAGGACCCUGAAAAUCUUUUUAUAGAGAACUUGAAGCUACAAAUGACAAUUAUUUUUACACUUAAUGGAUGCAUGAGGAGAGUGUAGCCGCAGGUGAAGAGCUGAAGACUGCUCAGAAUAUAUAAAUGUUUCUAACUGAGCCACGAUUCAAUGUUAUUCUUAAACUGUUUGUUUCUGACAAGCAGUGCAGUCAAUGCUUAACUCCAUGUUGGAGUUUGGAGUAAACAAUCAGUCGAAAUGAGUUUCAAAAGACCCUACAGGUUCACUGCAUGCACAUGCUUCAGUGGGAACCUGUGCAUGACUGAUCCCUGGUUCUCAUCCUCCUUUUAUAUCGAAUCUUCUGGGCUGCUCUGAAAUGGACAUGCCAUUUAAACAACCUUUGUGAACCUUUUUUUAUAAAUUAAAUUUCAAACUUUUGUGUUGC
Molecule: messenger RNA, 1874 nt
Organism: Vidua chalybeata
Lineage: Eukaryota; Metazoa; Chordata; Aves; Passeriformes; Viduidae
Gene: GAR1
Product: GAR1 ribonucleoprotein
Exons: 7
Coding region: 713-1363 (216 amino acids)
Biological process (GO): snoRNA guided rRNA pseudouridine synthesis; ribosome biogenesis
Cellular component (GO): box H/ACA snoRNP complex
Molecular function (GO): box H/ACA snoRNA binding
Source: RefSeq, a predicted model, not a curated record